AUGAGAGCUGUGGAACUGAGCAGCUACCGUGUGCCAGGCUGCCGGGCCAGGCCCUGUGCUCCGGGGGCCCUACUGGACAACCUGGCCCCUCCCCAUGCUGGAACCCAAACCCUGACCCUGCUUCCCCAAGUCUACCUCUUGUGCAGUGGACCAAAAGCUGAGCAGAAGCCCAGGAAAGGAGAGCUCUUUCCUACCACACCUAGCCUUGCCCUGAUCAGGGCCCUCGAGCUGGCAAGAAGGACUUUCCUAGAGGCAGUCUCAAAGGAUGAGUGGAGUCUGGCUGACCAGGGGCAUCGGGCCAGCCUGGAGCAGAGAGGCAUGCCAAACAGGCUAAGCCUGGCCGGGGGAGGGCAGGGUGGAAGGUCUGGCCUAGGUCCCGGGGGGCUCCUGCAGCAGAUCCAAUUUGAUUGCUGGCAUGAAGCUGGAGCCUUGAGGUGGGGAGGCUGUGGCUCUGACUGGGGAGCCCAGCACCUCCUAAGGCCUUGGGGUCCCAGCUCAGUCACGACCCCAGGGCCUAGGCCUGGGCUGCUUCCAGGGCCUCGGCUACUUGUCAAGAGUCUCUCCUUGGAACCCAACCCCCAGGGAAGCCCCGGUGAGACUCCCAGUCUCAAACCUUCUCCCUCCAAGAGGCCCCCAGGGCCCAAGCCUCAGGUGCCCCCCAAGCCAGCCCACCUCCUGGGCCCCCGGCUGGUCCCCCUGCUGGAACCUAUUCCCCCGGCGCCCUCCCGCCCACUCCCUGCAGACCCCAGGCUGACCAGGGCUUCCCAACCUCGGGCUGAGGCAGCUGGGGGGGCCUCAGCUGUGUCCUCCCUGAUCGAGAGGUUUGAGAGAGAGCCUGCCGUCCUGGUGCCCUCCGAGCUGACAACAGGGCCAGACUCCAAGGAGGGCUCCCCAUGCCUCCUCCUGUCUGCUCCGGGGGAGAAGGUGCCCAACCGAGACAGCGGCAUCGGCAGCAUCAGCUCGCCCUCCGCCAACGAGGAGACCUGUUUAGCCAAUGCUGGCGGCAGCAGCAAUGGUAGCGGUGGCGGCGGCGGCAGCAGCACUGAAUGCACCCCAGGACCUUCCAGUGGCCUGCUCCCUGUUGCUCCUCUGCAGCCUCAGCAAAGCCCCAUGGAGGCAGAUAGUGACCUGGAUGAGGAAGAAGAGGAAGAUGAUGAAGAGGAGGGGAGAGAGGGGCUGCCCAGGCCCAGAAUGGAGAGACAGGACUCUUCAGAGCUAACAGUUCAGCAGAAGGUGUUUCAUAUUGCCAAUGAACUCCUGCAGACUGAAAAGGCUUACGUAUCACGGCUGCACCUCCUGGACCAGGUAUUUUGUGCCCGGCUGUUAGAGGAGGCCCGGACCCGAAGCUCCUUCCCAGCUGAUGUGGUGCAUGGCAUCUUCUCCAACAUCUGCUCCAUCUACUGUUUCCACCAGCAGUUUCUGCUGCCAGAGCUUGAGAAGCGGAUGGAAGAGUGGGACCGGUACCCUCGAAUCGGGGACAUCCUGCAGAAGCUCGCGCCAUUCCUGAAGAUGUACGGUGAGUACGUCAAGAACUUUGACAGGGCCGUAGAGCUGGUGAACACAUGGACGGAGCGCUCAGCCCCUUUCAAGGUCAUCAUCCAUGAGGUGCAGAAAGAGGAGGCCUGUGGGAACCUAACCCUACAGCACCACAUGCUGGAACCCGUGCAGCGCAUUCCCCGCUAUGAGCUGCUGCUCAAAGACUAUCUGCUCAAGCUUCCUCAUGGCUCUCCAGACAGCAAGGAUGCUGAGAAAUCAUUGGAAUUGAUCGCUACCGCAGCUGAGCAUUCUAAUGCUGCCAUACGCAAGAUGGAGAGAAUGCACAAACUCCUGAAGGUCUAUGAGUUACUUGGAGGGGAGGAGGAUAUUGUUAGCCCUGCGAAUGAGCUCAUCAAGGAGGGUCACAUCCUCAAGCUAUCUGCCAAGAAUGGGACCACUCAGGAUCGGUACCUCAUCCUGUUCAACGACCGCUUACUGUACUGUGUCCCCAAGCUCCGACUCCUAGGACAGAAAUUCAGUGUGCGAGCCUGCAUAGAUGUGGAUGGCCUCGAGCUGAAGGAAAGUUCCAACCUGAACCUGCCCCGAACCUUCCUGGUGUCCGGGAAGCAGCGUUCUCUGGAGCUACAGGCCAGGACUGAAGAGGAGAAGAAAGAUUGGAUCCAGGCCAUCCAUGCCACCCUCAUGAAACAUGAGCGCACACUGGAAACCUUCAGACUGUUUAACUCCACCCACCGAGAGGAAGAUGACACGCCCCCUAGCUCACCGAAUGUGGACCUUGGGAAGCGUGCCCCAACGCCCAUCCGAGAGAAGGAGGUGACAAUGUGUAUGCGCUGCCAGGAACCCUUCAACCCGAUCACCAAACGGAGGCACCACUGUAAAGCCUGUGGCCAUGUUGUGUGCGGCAAGUGCUCCGAGUUCCGGGCCAGACUGGUCUAUGACAACAACCGCUCCAAUCGCGUGUGCCUAGAUUGCUACACCACCUUGUGCGGGGCCCAGGGACCCAGCCCAAGCCCAGGACAGAACACGCCCCAACGGAGACGCUCCAUCCUAGAGAAACAAGCUUCAGUGGCUGCGGAGAACAGCCUCGUUUGCAGCUUCAUGCACUACAUGGAGAAAGGUGCCAAGGGCUGGCACAAGGCCUGGUUUGUGGUCCCUGAGAGUGAACCCCUUGUCCUCUACAUUUACGGAGCCCCUCAGGAUGUGAAGGCCCAGAGAAGCCUGCCCCUUAUUGGCUUUGAGGUGGGGGCCCCAGAGGCCAAUGAGCACAAGGAAAGGCGCCAUGUCUUCAAGAUCACCCAGAGUCACCUAGCCUGGUACUUCAGCCCAGAGACUGAGGAGCUUCAGAGGCGGUGGAUGGAGGUGUUAGCCCGAGCUGGCCGGGGGGACGAGCUCCAGGCAGGCCCCUCCGUCCUCGAGUCCCGAGAGGAGGAUGAAGCGGCUGCUGCAGCAGCAGGCCCAAGCCUAGAGCUGGAAGCCCCUCCUUCCAUGUCCAAGCAGGGACCCCAGGGCUGAGCACCAGCCCUUGGCAAGCUGCUUGCCCCUUGCUACUUGAACUCCAGAUCACGGGCACUUUUGAUCCUGUUAUGGGGUUUGCUCUUCAACAUUUUAGCCAAAUGUGAGGGUUUUGUUUUUUUAAUUUCCAACCUCAUGUUUGUUUUUCACUUGGGGCGGAGCGGUUCAUAAAAGAAAAAAAGCCCUGCCCUCCCCAUCUCCACCCCCCCCCCCCCACGUAAAAGGCCUCAGCUGUGCUGUGACUUUGGGCAGGCUGCACGCCCCAUGGGCCUGUUUCACCAUCUGCAAAACAGGCGAGUUGGCCAACUCUCCAAGGUCCCUUCCAACUCGGACCUGUGGUGCUAAGUCCUUUUCUUUACAAUGGCUGAUCUUCAACGCAUUCUCCAGCUUUUACACUCUUACAAUUUCUCUCUCUGGACUCAAUUUUGCCAUCCGUAAAAGAGGCACUGGGGAGAACUAAAUGGCUUCUUAAUUCUAGUUCUUAAAAAAGGAAAUUUCUGAGUCAGCCCUGGGUCCCAUUCACCCCCCCCCCCCCC
Vombatus ursinus (common wombat) is the source of this 3545-nucleotide messenger RNA. RefSeq names its product FYVE, RhoGEF and PH domain containing 1 (gene FGD1). Lineage: Eukaryota; Metazoa; Chordata; Mammalia; Diprotodontia; Vombatidae. Bases 1 to 3009 code for a protein of 1002 amino acids. The transcript is spliced from 20 exons. Gene Ontology annotation, molecular function: guanyl-nucleotide exchange factor activity; metal ion binding. Gene Ontology annotation, cellular component: cytoplasm. The record is from RefSeq and is a predicted model, not a curated record. Gene Ontology annotation, biological process: filopodium assembly; cytoskeleton organization.